AUGAAUCAAGCGCAAAAGGACCGCGUAAAGGAGAUCGCCGAGUGGCUCUCUGAGAGCGACGCUGGACGAGCGUUGUGGCACAUACACUUUGGUCGGCCCAUGGCUGAAAAUCAACCGGGCGCACCGGGGACGUUGACGCCCAAUCGCACGAUUAGCGUGGCGCUCGAAUCGGAGGACGUCGACAUUUACGGCGACAUAGAUAAAUUGCGUGAGCAGUUGAAGGACUUCUACUGA
Ostreococcus lucimarinus CCE9901 is the source of this 234-nucleotide messenger RNA. RefSeq lists its product with no specific name. The coding region runs from base 1 to 234 and encodes 77 amino acids. The record is from RefSeq and is a predicted model, not a curated record. Lineage: Eukaryota; Viridiplantae; Chlorophyta; Mamiellophyceae; Mamiellales; Bathycoccaceae. The transcript has a single exon.